AUGGAAGACCAGACAGGAAACGAUACGGAAGUGCCAUGUUUACUUUCUCUAUCGUUUGAUAGCAGAAAGAUAGUAUCCAACGGCGAUAAGCAAUUGUUGCAAGUGUGUAUCGAUGACGCAUCACUAUGGUGUCUCUUGGCAAUCUUAUUCAUUGUGUUCGUUUUGAUUGUUUUGAUUGUCUUGAUGAUGCGAUGGUCCACUUUGUCAUUCUCACCACACAUGAAGUGCUGCUUUUUCAAUGUUUGUUUAAAUCCAGUGUAUGAUUCGCAGAAAUGGUGUGCUUCUCUGUUCAGUUCUUGUAGUAGUAGUACUGUUGCUGAUAAUUGUGCAUUGGAACUGUUCGACGAUCAUCAUCAUCAUCCUCGUUCGUCUUUGGUUGAGAAUGGAAUACUACUCGAUGAAGAUGCCAUCACGACCAUGCAACAUCAUGUUUCACACCAACUUCGAACUGCAAGUAUGGCCAUCGGUGGGAGUCUCGACAUUUUGAAGGAGUUUCUUGAUCAAGAAACAGUUGCUCAAGACGACAGCAGCAGUCGUAGUGUCUAUUGUGAAUGCAGACAUCAUCCAAUGAAGAGUUUCAGAUCAUCAUCGGAACGACUCGAGUUACUCAAUUACAUUGAACAAGCAAAUGAAAUGCUCCUCUCAUUGGCAGUAGAAAUUGCUGGAAAAAGCAUGGUUUCCACCGAUCGAUGA
Molecule: messenger RNA, 693 nt
Organism: Naegleria fowleri
Lineage: Eukaryota; Heterolobosea; Eutetramitea; Acrasida; Naegleriidae
Exons: 1
Coding region: 1-693 (230 amino acids)
Source: RefSeq, a predicted model, not a curated record